AUGGCCACGGCCGAUCCAGCCUGUGAUGUGGCCGUCUCCGACCCUACGGCUUUAGACAUGGCCGGUACUGAUGCCACUGAUGUGGCCGGCCCUGAUGUGCCAAAUAAUGUUGCUUGGGACGCCUUGCUUCAUGGUACUGAUGGUCCAGAUAAUAACGAGAUCUCGAUAAACUAUGUCUUUGUUUUGACUGUUGACACCAUUAGUCUUCUUCCUCUACAUUCUUCGAGUUCCUUGCUUCUUAAGGCGAAGCGUAACCCUAAAGUUCCCUAUUUUUUUAAUUCAAUAUCUUCCUCUCUCCUCAUGCUGAAGCUCUUCACAUCCCAUCACGUAGCUAGCCGGUGUAGGAACAGGAAUUCCCACAAAUUGGCUCGUCGAGCUUUCUUCUCGACACUAACCGAUUCCAAGCCUACCGACACUGUCUCUGCUAAACCAUGCCUCGAGGAUUGUCAAACGGUUGUAGCAUUGCCGUUGCUUCGCAAGCCUCUUAUUCCUGGUUUUUACAUGCCACUCUUUGUCAACGAUCCUAAAGUACUUGCAGCUUUACAAGAGAGCAAAAGUGGACAAGCUCCAUAUGCAGGAGCUUUCCUUUUGAAGGAUGACAAAUACUCUUCAACUGCUUCAUCUUCUUCUAGCUUUGAAACAGUGAAUAUCCUAGAUAGGUUGAAAGGCAAAGAGUCGCUUAACAAAAUUCACCAAGUGGGCACACUUGCUCAGAUUUUAAGUAUCCAAGGUGAGCAAGUCAUCCUUAUUGGUCGCAAACGACUUCAAAUAACAGAGAUGCAGAGUGAAGAUCCUCUAACUGUCCAAACUCAUCAUAUAAAGGAUAAGCCAUAUGACAAGGACGAUGAGGUCAUCAUCAAGGCAACAUACUUUGAAGUUAUUUCUAUGCUUAGGGAUGUCUUAGAGACAACAUCACUCUGGAGGGAUCAAGUUCAGACAUAUACACAGGAUAUUGGUGGCUCCAACUAUCGAAAGUUGGCCGAGACUAUACUACAAAAAAGAAGAAGAAAGUUUACCGGUUUUGGAGCUGGGAUCUUUGACGCUAAUGACCUCAAUUAUAAAAAGUUAACCGGUUUUGGAGCUGGGGUCUUUGACGCUAAUGACCUCAAUUAUAAAAAGUUAGCCGAUUUUGGGGCCGGGAUCUCCGGUGCUAACAAACAUAAAAUUCAGGAGGUUCUUGAAGAAUUGGAUGAGGAGUCUGGUUCUGCUAAAUACGUCAAAAAAACUCGACCUUCUGACAAGUUUAGGGAAAGGGUUGACAUAAAACUUAGUUUGGAGGAAAUUCCAAAACAUGUAGUAAAAGUCAUGGAAGAAAAGUUCGAAAAACUUGAUAGGGGAGAAAAAGAUUGCCGUAGCACCGAUAGUAUCUAUAACUACCUUGAUUGGUUGACAGCGUUGCCUUGGGGAGAAUGCAGUAAUGAUAGUUUUGAUGUCUUACGGGCAGAAAAGAUUCUUGACGAGGAUCACUACGGUUUACAUGAUGUAAAAGAAAGAAUACUAGAGUUUAUUGCUGUCGGAACACUUACGAGCAAUCCACAAGGUCGUGUCUUUGCCUUUUCGGGAAAGAUUAUUUGUCUCUCUGGCCCUCCUGGGGUAGGAAAAACAAGUAUUGCUCGUUCUGUCGCACGUGCUCUUAACCGCAAGUUCUUUCGGCUCGCUGUUGGAGGACUAUCUGAUAGUUCGGAGAUCAAGGGGGAACGUGGAAUAUACAUUGGUGCCGCUCCAGGAAAGAUGGUGCAAUGUCUAAAGGAAGUGGGAACAGAGAAUCCUCUUGUUCUUUUCGAUGAGAUUGAUAAGCUUGGAAAGAGUAGUAGAGACGAUCCAGAGGGUGCGUUGUUGGAGCUUCUGGAUCCACAGCAAAAUACACAUUUUCUAGAUUACUUUCUUGAUGUUACUAUCGACUUAUCAAAGGUUUUGUUUGUAUGCACAGCAAACGAUACAUAUAAGAUUUCGGGUCCACUGCUAGAUAGAAUGGAGGUUACUGAACUCGCAGGGUACACUACCGAUGAGAAAAUGCAUAUUGCUAGAGACUAUUUGCUGAAAAAUGUAAAAAGAAAAUGUGGAAUUAAGCCUGAACAGGUUGAUGUGAGCGACACGGCUCUUCUUUCCUUGAUAGAGAACUACUGCGGAGAAGCAGGAGUUCGAAAUCUCCAGAAGCAUAUUGAGAAGAUUUUUCGUAAGAUUGCUCUUAAACUUGUACGCCAACAAGCAUUCGCCAAAGCGGCUAUGACCGAUUUAAAGUCCUCGGAAACCGCUGCUGAAGGAUCCAUUGAGUUGACAAAUGAAUAUUUACGAUUAGCUGACGUUCUUAAGGUAUUCGAAUACGCAGUUGGUGGGGGUCCAACGAGGGAGAAGAGCAGAGAGGUAGCUGAAAAAUUACACUAUAUAUUCCAAAAGUAUUUUCAACUUGGAUACCACGCAAUCUGA
This is a messenger RNA of Brassica napus (rape), 2427 nucleotides long. Its product is annotated as lon protease homolog 4, chloroplastic/mitochondrial-like. Gene Ontology annotation, cellular component: mitochondrial matrix. NCBI's taxonomy places the organism in Eukaryota, Viridiplantae, Streptophyta, Magnoliopsida, Brassicales, Brassicaceae. Gene Ontology annotation, molecular function: ATP-dependent peptidase activity; ATP hydrolysis activity; single-stranded DNA binding. The record is from RefSeq and is a predicted model, not a curated record. Gene Ontology annotation, biological process: chaperone-mediated protein complex assembly; mitochondrion organization; protein catabolic process. Bases 1 to 2427 code for a protein of 808 amino acids. The transcript is spliced from 15 exons.